Messenger RNA from Hermetia illucens (black soldier fly), 618 nucleotides. RefSeq names its product 40S ribosomal protein S12 (gene RpS12). The record is from RefSeq and is a predicted model, not a curated record. NCBI's taxonomy places the organism in Eukaryota, Metazoa, Arthropoda, Insecta, Diptera, Stratiomyidae. Gene Ontology annotation, biological process: translation. Bases 148 to 564 code for a protein of 138 amino acids. Gene Ontology annotation, cellular component: cytosolic small ribosomal subunit; ribosome. The transcript has 3 exons. Gene Ontology annotation, molecular function: structural constituent of ribosome.
CAUAUUUCUUUCCGGUUGUCAAAAAGGUACGAGACGGUUGUGUUAUUGUAGAUUUUGUAAGAAAUCUUUAAAAUUUGGCGACCAUCGUUAUUUCUAAUUGCUCGUUUUCCGCUUAUUUCAGUCAAAGGACGACUAAGUUAUUAAAAAAUGGCUGGCGUUGAUGUAGAUGUUCCCUCAGCGGCCGUUGGCAGCGGUACCAUGGAUGUAAACACCGCCCUUCAAGAGGUUUUGAAGAAGUCUCUUAUUGCUGACGGUUUGGUUCAUGGAAUUCACCAAGCCUGCAAAGCCCUUGACAAACGCCAAGCUGUAUUGUGCAUUUUGGCCGAGUCCUUCGAGGAGCCACUCUACAAGAAAUUGGUCACAGCCCUCUGCAAUGAGCAUCAAAUUCCAUUGAUCCGUGUCGACUCACACAAGAAACUCGGCGAAUGGUCCGGUCUCUGCAAAAUCGACAAAGAAGGCAAACCACGUAAGGUGUGCGGUUGCUCUGUCGUAGUCAUUAAGGAUUUCGGUGAGGAGACACAGGCCCUCGAUGUGAUCAAGGAGCACUUGAGGCAAUCUAGUUAAACCAUCAACAAGUGAAAACGUGUCUUUUUAAAAAUAAAAACAUAAAAAGCGAAA